Molecule: messenger RNA, 1569 nt
Organism: Fusarium sp. VM40
Lineage: Eukaryota; Fungi; Ascomycota; Sordariomycetes; Hypocreales; Nectriaceae
Source: the annotation of a GenBank genome assembly
AUGAGCCCCUCUGCCCAGCCCGUUGUUUCACAGGCUCCUCUACACCCUCAUCUGCAACUACUCGACAAUGGGGCUGAUAAACCAAACACCGUGGGGGCUUUUCCCAUUUUCACGCACCACGUCGAGGAAUCGCUACCCAAAUCUGAGAUACCAGCUCAGUAUGGCCUUCUUGGUUGUAAUGUUUCACAACUAGAAGACUCCCCAUCCCGCUCGAUCGAUGGUGACGAACAACUCAAAACACGGUUGUUCUACAAUGUAGCUGCUCCCACUAGUACAUUUAUCUGUGGUAGUCAAGGCUCAGGCAAGAGUCACACGCUCAGCACUCUUCUGGAGAAUUGUCUGAUUCCAUCCGAAGCAAACAAAUUGCCACACCCGUUGACUGGUCUCGUAUUCCACUACGAUACCUUCAUCUCGGAUACCGGAGGGAUGCCCUGCGAAGCUGCCUAUAUAUCGAGCCAUCCAGCCGUACAGGUGAAGGUGCUCUGCGCCCCUUCCAACAUCCGUCACAUACAGCGCGUUUACCAAGACCUUCCUCACGUCACUGUAAAGGAGCUGCGGAUCAAUCAGUCAGACUUGAACACGCGAAGGAUGCUAGACCUCAUGGCCGUCAGCUCGAUACAAGGCGGAGGGAUGCCACUCUAUCUGCACGUUGUUAGCCGCAUUUUGCGUGAGAUGCGUAUCACACAGCAACAAACAGACUCUGCAUUUGAUUACAAGGCUUUCAAGGCCGGUAUAGAUAGAGAGUCCUUGACAGAAGGACAGCUGGUGCCACUGCAGCAACGUCUGGAGACUUUGGAGAGCUUCAUGGUCAAGUCACAGACCCUCAUGGACAAGCACUCGAACAGAUGGAAAGACAAAUUGAAGGCAAAUACCGACAGCGCCAUGGAAGGUGAAAGCUGGGAAUUACACGGCGGACAACUCACCAUCAUUGAUCUUUCAUGCCCAUGCGUUACUGCCGAGGCAGCAUGCUCCCUCUUCAACAUCUGUCUGAGUCUAUUUCUUGAACAAAAGGCUACUAUUGGUCGCGUGGUGGCCCUGGAUGAAGCCCACAAGUACAUGAACGACAGUUCUGAUAGCCAGACACUCACAGAAUCCCUGCUAUCAGUGAUUCGUCUGCAGCGCCAUUUGGGAACCAGAGUGGUGCUCUCUACCCAGGAACCUACUGUGUCGCCCAAACUGCUUGACCUCUGUUCUACCGUCAUUGUUCAUCGUUUCACGUCGCCAGCAUGGUUUACUACUCUGCGCCGACACUUGGCUGGCGUCUCUUGCGUUGAGGCUGGAAGGGAUAACCGUAAUGACGAAGUGGAAAGGAAUACGAAGGAUGAGAAGAGGAAGAGUGCAUUGAGCUCCUCCCGUUUGAACAUCAAUUACGAAGAUUUGUUUACUCAUAUCAUCGAAUUGGGCACUGGCGAGGCGCUACUCUUCUGUCCAAGCGCACUGGUUGAAGCUGGUACUACUGAAGCAUCAAGCCCGGAAGCAUCUUUCGUUCAGCUCGGGAGUAGCACCAUGAAGGUUCGCAUUCGAAAGAGGAUUACGGCAGACGGUGGUACGAGCAUCAUGGCAAACUGA